This is a messenger RNA of Solanum tuberosum (potato), 873 nucleotides long. RefSeq lists its product as uncharacterized. The transcript is spliced from 2 exons. Bases 1 to 873 code for a protein of 290 amino acids. The record is from RefSeq and is a predicted model, not a curated record. Lineage: Eukaryota; Viridiplantae; Streptophyta; Magnoliopsida; Solanales; Solanaceae.
AUGGCUGAGAUGAAAGUGAGAGAGGUGGCAAUCCCACGUACCACCAGUGUGACUUCAUGCAUUCAGAAACUUGAAGCUGGUGGAAGAUUUGAACUGAAGCAGAGUAUGGUGCAUCUAUUGCACACAAAUGGACAGUUCACUAGUUUAUCGCAUGAGGAUCAACAAGUUCAUAUCCAGAAUUUCCUCAAGAUCAGUAACACUUACACUCCAGCUGGAGUGAACGUAGAUUAUGUGAGGCUCACACUAUUUCCCUUUUCUGUGCUAGGGAAAACAGCUAAGCUAAGGAGUGGCAUACUCAGCUUCCGACAGAAAGGAGGAGAGAACUUGUACCAGGCUUGGGACAGAUUCAAAUUGAAGUUGUUGAGUUGUCCGCACCAUCAUCAGGCUAACGAGGUGUUGGUCCAUACCUUCAUUGAAGGAUUAGAGCCUAACACCAAGAUUUUACUUGAUUCAGCUGCAGGUGGACAAGCUUUGGAGAAGACUUAUGUUGAGUUGUUCACCCUGUUGAACAAGAUUUCACAAGGGAACCCCGAGUGGAAUGGAGGAGGAGCUAAACCCGUGAUACAGAAAACUGUUGGAAUGUUGGAGGUAGAUGCAGUGAGUGCAUUAACUGCACAAAUUGUUGCAAUGCAGAACAUGAUGAACACUCACUUCAACAACCUAUCGCUGGGACAACAACCAACUCAGGUGAAUGCAGUCCAACAACCACCCACAUGGUGUGAAAUUUGCGGAGGAGGAGAUCACAAUGCAGAGGUAUGUGGUGCAAACCCAGAUUCUGCAAAUUUUGUAGAAAAUGCACAACGUGGAGGAGGUCAUCAGAAGUAUGGGAAUUCUUAUAAUCCCAGUUGGCAGAAUCAUUCGAAUUUUUUCUGA